Engraulis encrasicolus (European anchovy) is the source of this 2529-nucleotide messenger RNA. RefSeq names its product NLR family CARD domain-containing protein 3-like. Bases 1 to 2529 code for a protein of 842 amino acids. The record is from RefSeq and is a predicted model, not a curated record. The transcript has 7 exons. Gene Ontology annotation, biological process: intracellular signal transduction. Lineage: Eukaryota; Metazoa; Chordata; Actinopteri; Clupeiformes; Engraulidae.
AUGAGUUCCCCUGGCAACCAGGAGUCCCAGCUGGGACAAGAACCGGCGGAUGAUGGUCAACCUCACAGGUUCCCAGGGAAGGGAACGGUUCCUGUUACACCAGGAGCUAGAACUGGAGGUCGAUCACCGGACACUGGUGUGUCCAGAGCUCCAUCCAUGAUGAGUGAUUGGUCAAUAGACGACCCUCCCCGCAUGACAGAAGAGGACAGGGAACAAGAAAUGGGAUUGGAACAAGACACAGACAGCCAGGCCAAGAUGCUAGAUCUACCUCAUAUUUUUAAGGUGCUCGAGGAGAAGAUCUUCACUUUUGUAAAGAAUGAGCUGCAGAGAUUUAAGCACAGCUUAAGUCCAGACUCCAAGGAAAACUUCAAUAAAAUAUCCGAGGAUGAGAGUGAUGCCAGAGAAGGAGCUCUCAAGAUGGCACUGCACUUCCUUCGCAAGAUGGAGUACCAGGAUCUUGCUGACGAAUUGAAUGAAAAUGAGUUGAACUUGGGUUGUCAGAAUUACUUGAAAAGAAAUCUUAAAAACAAGUACCAGCAUGUGUUCGAAGGCAUAGCCAAACAUGGAAGUUCUGUUCUGCUGCAAAAGAUCUACACAGAUCUCUACAUCACAGAGGGAGGAAGUGGGAAAGUCAAUGAGGAUCAUGAAGUCAGACAGAUUGAGUCCAAGUUCAAGAGUUUAGCUGGGCAGGACAAACCUAUCAAGUGUGCCGACAUCUUUAAACCCUUUAAACCCUCUCCUGAUCAACACAAACCAAACAGAAGAGUUCUCACAAAGGGGGUGGCUGGCAUUGGCAAAACUAUCUCUGUGCACAAGUACAUCCUAGACUGGGCCGAGGGAAACAACAACCAAGAGAUCAAUUUCAUCUUCCCACUAUACUUUAGGGAGCUCAACCACAUGAGAAACAAGAAGUUCUCUUUGAUGGACCUUCUUUACUGCUUCUUUCCAGAGCUUAAGCAGCUUACCGUUGACAUCCAGAAUAAAUUCAGAGUGUUGUUUGUCUUUGAUGGUCUGGAUGAGUGUCGACUCCAACUAAACUUCCAUGCAAAUGAAAGUGUGCAUGAUAUAAAAGUUGUCAAAUCAUUGGAUGUACUCUUGACAAACCUACUGUUAGGUAAUCUGUUCCCAUCUGCUCUAAUCUGGAUAACCUCUCGACCAGCAGCAGUUGGCAAAAUCCCUCCUCAGUGUAUUGACCUGGUGACAGAAGUGCAAGGAUUCAAUGACUCCCAAAAGGAAGAGUACUUCAGGAAGAAGAUCAAUGAUAAUAGUCUUGCCAGCGGAAUCAUAUCACACGUUAAAUCAUCAAGGAUCCUCUACAUCAUGUGCCACAUACCUGUGUUUUGCUGGAUUGCUGCUACGGUUCUUGAGAUUAUUCUUUCUUCUGGACAUACACAGAUCCCAAAGACUUUGACAGAAAUGUACACAUUCUUCCUGAUUUUUCAAACAAGACAGAAGAACAUUAAAUUUGACAAUGUCCAUGACCUUGAGCCACAAUGGAACCAUAAGCUGAUCCUAAAUCUCGGAAAGCUGGCCUACAAACAGUUAGAAAAGGGAAAUCUGAUCUUUUAUGAAGACGACCUCAGGGAGUGUGGCAUUGACGUCAAAGAGGCAGCAGUGUACUCAGGAGUAUGCACCCAGAUCUUCCGGGAAGAAUCAGGGAUCUUUCUGGGAACAGUGUUCUCCUUUGUGCACCUCAGUAUCCAGGAGUAUCUUGCCGCCCUGUAUGCAUUUCUGAAGAUGGCAUUUGGAAGGAAAGACGUAAUAUCAACAGCCCCUCAAAAAGCAGAGUCCAUGAUCCUCUUGCAUAAGAGUGCUGUGGACAAAGCUUUGGAUCAUGAAGAUGGACGCUUUGACCUUUUCCUUCGCUUCCUUCUUGGCCUCUCUCUGGACUCAAACCAGUCUCUCCUGCAUGGUCUGAUCAGUAGAGGACAGGUGGGCAUCAAGGGGAAGAUCAGGACUGCUCUUGGCCUAGCUGGCCAUCAAGGUCAACUGGAGAAAUGGCAGAUGGACAAUGACGAAACAAUUAGGUACAUUAAGGACAAGAUAAAGGAUGUUUCCUCAUCAGAAAGAAUGAUCAACCUCUUCCACUGCUUGAAUGAACUCAAUGACCACUCCUUAGUGGAGGAGAUCCAGAGGUUCUUGAAUGCAGGCAACCUGUCUGAAGCCCAGCUUUCGCCUGGCCAAUGGUCAGCUCUAGUGUUUGUGCUGCUGACAUCAGACCAGAAUCUGGAUGUGUUUGACUUGAAGAAGUAUGUCAGAUCUGAUGAAGCUCUCCUGAGAUUGAUGCCAGUAGUAGAGGAAUCCCACACAACUCUGGUUGAUAGCUGUGGGCUCACUAAAAUGAGUUGCAAAACAUUUGCCUCCAUGAUCUGCAAGCAGUCAUCAAAGCUGAGAAAUCUGGAUCUCAGUAGCAACCAUAUUGGAGAUGGCGGAGUCAAGAGGCUGUGUAGUGGCCUGAAGAACCCAAACUGUUCACUGGAGACCCUGAGGUGUAGCGCCCCCUGCAGUAAAGACUACGCCACCCCUUGA